UCGUCCAAUGAGCGAGCUACGUGUAUCACGUUGAGGCAUGACGCCGAGGGUUCACAGGUCAGGGGUUGAGGGGUUGCCAACGAAAGAGGAAGAUGGCGGCAGGCAGAGUGCACUGUAGGCAACGAUGACGACGAAGCAGGUUUAGCAGGCGGAUAAUACUGAAGAGUAAACGCCUGUCUUGCACAUUCUGACCACUGUCAUUACGACUUCACUCACAAGGAAUUCGGACACUAAUGGCGCUGCUGUACAGCUUGUUGUGGCGGCUCUUGCUGGUUCUGGUCCACAUUAACAGAGCGCUCGUCUCCUGGUUUCGUGUCCGGCUCCGGAGCUGGAAGGGUCGGCUGUGGGAGCGGUUGGUGGCCGCUCUGCUGCUGCCGGUAGCCCUUGCUGGUUUCCCGGACCAUCAGAAGAAGUUAAUUCAGAACCCUAAUGCUAACGCUAACCCAGGAAACCGCACCGCUGGUCGUCGGUCCCGGUGGCUGUCUGACGGCAGGUCUCUGGAGAAACUGCCGGUCCACAUCGGCCUAUUGGUAGCGGAAGAAGAGCCCAGCUAUACGGACAUAGCAAACCUGGUGGUCUGGUGUAUGGCUGUUGGUAUAUCAUAUGUCAGCGUCUAUGAUCAUCACGGUAUUUUUCGGAAGAAUAACUCCCGUCUGAUGGAGGAGAUAGUAAGGCAGCAGCAGGACUUGCUGGGCGCAGACGGAUCCAAAUACAACGUGGAGUUCCUUAGCAAUGGCAGCGAUAAACACCAGCACCAGGUGGUGUCCUGCAGGCCCACAUUGAAGGUGUUGUCUCCAGAAGACGGGAAGCAGAGCAUUGUCCAAGCAGCGCAGCAGCUCUGUCGCUCGGUGGAGAACAAAGAGAGGAGCUCCAAGGACAUCAGCGUCUCCAUGCUGGACACAAUGCUCAGAGAGUCCAAGAACACCCCCGACCCUGAGCUGGUGGUGAAGUUUGGUCCUGUGAACAGCACACUGGGCUUCCUGCCCUGGCACAUAAGACUCACGGAAUUCAUCUCCCUGCCCACCCACAGAAACAUCUCCUACGAGGACCUGCUGGGCGCCCUGCAGCGGUUCGGUGUUUGUCAGCAGCGGCUCGGCCAGUGAUCUGCAGGCCCGCGUCAGGCUCUUCAGACAGGAAGAAGUGUGUGGGGGAGGGUUAACGCAGUCAGAGGAGAGUUUUGAAAAGGUGGGGACCCCCCCCCUUCCAUGCUUCGCCAUGUCCCUCACUACUCCUCUCCCCAACUCUGUCCAUCUCCUGGAUCUCUGAUAGACUCCAAAAGACAGCUCAAAGACGAGGAAACCAGAAGACCCAACCAGCCGGCUCACUUCCUGCCACCAGCUCUUGUCUUAUAAUAAACUCACAUUCCAGGACUUCUGGAACGUGCUCGCCAAGCCAAGAGAAAAUAGCACCAUCAGAGACACACACUGACAUGAGAAGACACAAGCCCUGCUCUGUCCUCUCAAACCCUCUGGCUCACUGUUUGUCAUUCAGUCUCCAGCUGCUGUUUUCUGCUCAAGACUUUAGAAAAUGACUCGCCUUCACUCGGCAGAUAACAAAGAAGAAACAAGGCUUUGUGCCCGUCUUCUUGAGACACGCCGGGAAAUACAGCUGCCAUUUCAGGGAGAAGCUCCGCUCCCAACAACACAUGAGCCGGGGAAGCGGAAGUUGAGCUGAGGGACAGAGUGGUUAAUUAAUAAUGUGUAAAUAUGAGAAAUUCUUGUGGCUCUGUGUUUGUCCCCCGUGGCCUCCAGCUUGCAGUUGUGUUCAUGUGUAGUGCUGCUUCAGACACAUGCAGAGGUUUCUUCGAGGCUCCUGUUAGACUGAGCAAGCUCUGAAAUAAAGACAUGCACUGUC
This is a messenger RNA of Perca flavescens (yellow perch), 1854 nucleotides long. RefSeq names its product NUS1 dehydrodolichyl diphosphate synthase subunit (gene nus1). The record is from RefSeq and is a predicted model, not a curated record. Bases 234 to 1103 code for a protein of 289 amino acids. Gene Ontology annotation, cellular component: dehydrodolichyl diphosphate synthase complex; endoplasmic reticulum membrane. Lineage: Eukaryota; Metazoa; Chordata; Actinopteri; Perciformes; Percidae. The transcript is spliced from 5 exons. Gene Ontology annotation, molecular function: ditrans,polycis-polyprenyl diphosphate synthase [(2E,6E)-farnesyl diphosphate specific] activity.